Messenger RNA from Phodopus roborovskii (desert hamster), 1272 nucleotides. It is a transcript of the gene Kcnmb4, whose product is annotated as potassium calcium-activated channel subfamily M regulatory beta subunit 4. The coding region runs from base 283 to 915 and encodes 210 amino acids. Gene Ontology annotation, molecular function: potassium channel regulator activity; calcium-activated potassium channel activity. Gene Ontology annotation, cellular component: voltage-gated potassium channel complex; membrane. NCBI's taxonomy places the organism in Eukaryota, Metazoa, Chordata, Mammalia, Rodentia, Cricetidae. The transcript has 3 exons. The record is from RefSeq and is a predicted model, not a curated record. Gene Ontology annotation, biological process: potassium ion transport; detection of calcium ion.
GGCGCGCGCGGGGGCGGGGGCCGGCUCGGGGAGCCCCGGGGUGCCCGGCGAUCUGACGCGACCGUGGCACCGGGGAGCCGGGCCGCGGGCUGCGCCUCCGCCGGGGGCGUCGCCGGCCUCGGCCCCUUUGUUCUCGCGCGCGCCCCCUCGCCGCCCACUCCCCUGCUGUCGCGCGGCGGCGGCGGCGGCGGCGGCGGCGGCUCCUCCCGCCCGAGGCGGUCGAGCUCCGCGCCGGGGGCGGGAGGGGGCGGGGAGCGCGCCUGCCGCGGAGAGUGGGGGGCGAUGGCGAAGCUCAGGGUGGCUUACGAGUACACGGAAGCCGAAGACAAGAGCAUCCGGCUCGGCUUGUUCCUCAUCAUCUCUGGCGUCGUGUCGCUCUUCAUCUUCGGCUUCUGCUGGCUCAGUCCCGCCUUGCAGGAUCUGCAAGCCACGGCGGCCAACUGCACGGUGCUGUCGGUGCAGCAGAUCGGCGAGGUGUUCGAGUGCACCUUCACCUGUGGCACCGACUGCAGGGGCACCGCGCAGUACCCCUGCGUCCAGGUGUACGUGAACAACUCCGAGUCCAACUCCAGGGCGCUGCUACACAGCGACCAGCACCAGCUCCUCACCAACCCCAAGUGCUCCUAUAUCCCGCCCUGUAAGAGAGAAAACCAGAAGAACUUGGAGAGCGUCAUGAACUGGCAACAGUAUUGGAAAGAUGAGGUCGGCUCACAGCCAUUCACGUGCUAUUUCAAUCAGCAUCAACGACCGGAGGAUGUUCUCCUCCACCGCACGCAUGAUGAGAUUGUCCUCCUGCACUGCUUCCUCUGGCCAGUGGUGACAUUUGUGGUGGGCGUUCUCAUUGUGGUCCUGACCAUCUGUGCCAAGAGCCUGGCCGUCAAGGCAGAAGCCAUGAAGAGGCGCAAGUUCUCCUAACGGGGAGGAGGAUUGUGGGAAGCCAAGCACAGAGGCUGACCUGACAGCACUCGCCUGCCCUGCAGAGCCCACAUUUGGUGGCGCAGGAGAUGGAGGGGGCCACACCAGGCCUCCAAGAGGCAUCUUCUUCAGUGGCGGCAGAAACAGGCACGAUUGGAAGACUCUGGGACGCAUCGCCUGUGUUCCACGUGCUGUAGCAACGGCUAAAGGGUCAAGCUCUUAGCUAUAUGGAGUGACUGGAAAACCAUAUAAGAAGUUGGUUUUCUCCCGAAAGCAACAGUAUCUCAUUUGUAUAGUGUAGUAUAAAAAACAUUAUGAUUUAUGCUACUUACAAAUAUUAAAAUACAGUGCUCUGUG